AGGGGGUGGCGCGGAGCCGCCGCGGCGCUGCUGCUCAGAGCGCGAGGUCUUCGUAACCGUCUCCGCGCGGCGCGAGCCUCGAGCCUCGCUCUUCCCCUAGCGGCAGCGGCCGGAGGGAGCGGAGGCGAGCGGGAGGCGGGCUCCAUGGAGAGCGGCGGCCGGCGGGGCACAGACGGCACUUCCAUCCCGGCUCACGGGCUCCAGUGACCUGCGCUCGCGUCCCGCACCGCGUCCGAGCGGCCGCCGGCUGGGGGACCGAGGGAUCGGCCUCGCCGACCAGCGCGCCCGGCGCCCCAGCUCCGAGCCUCGCCCUCGCCCCACUCCCCGGCGGGGUGGCGGCGGCCGGGCCCCCGCGGCGGCGGUCGGAGCAGCGAGAGCCCGCCUCUAUGAUGAAGUUCAAGCCCAACCAGACGCGGACGUAUGACCGCGAGGGCUUCAAGAAGCGGGCGGCGUGCCUGUGCUUCCGGAGCGAGCAGGAGGACGAGGUGCUGUUGGUGAGUAGCAGUCGGUACCCAGACCAGUGGAUUGUCCCAGGAGGAGGAAUGGAGCCCGAGGAGGAACCUGGUGGGGCUGCCGUGAGGGAAGUUUAUGAGGAGGCUGGAGUUAAAGGAAAAUUAGGCAGACUCCUGGGCAUAUUUGAGCAGAACCAAGACCGAAAGCACAGAACAUACGUGUAUGUUCUUACAGUCACUGAAAUAUUAGAAGAUUGGGAAGAUUCUGUUAAUAUUGGAAGGAAGAGAGAGUGGUUCAAAGUAGAAGAUGCAAUCAAAGUUCUCCAGUGUCACAAACCUGUACAUGCAGAGUAUCUGGAAAAGCUAAAGCUGGGUUGUUCCCCAACCAAUGGCAAUUCCAUGGUCCCUUCCCUUCCAGAUAACAAUGCCUUGUUUGUAACUGCUGCACAGACCUCUGGGUUGCCAUCUAGCAUAAGAUAGAAGAACUGGGAAGACCUCUCCCAUGUGCAGUCUCAUGAGGAGAGGCUUCUUUGUUUUCUUUGGCAAACAUCUGAAUGACGCUUGCAAACUGUCUGAAUUUGCCAUGCAAGGUUUUCAAACAAUUUGCAUGUUUUUCAGAUGCUUUCAAGUCUUCUUUUAAAAAAUAGUGUAAAAUAUUUUAAUAAGCCAAAGCCAUGUGGAAUUUUUUUUAGAUGCCUUAACUGUGCCCCCCUCCCCCAGUGUUAUUUUGGUUGUUGUUUUUUUCACAGCAUUGUAUCAGUUUUUUUGUCUAUUUGACAUCAGCCUGGUUUGUCCCAUCAAAUUCUUUGUAAGUAUAUUUUCCCCUCAAAUGUUCUCAUUCACAGCAUUAGCAUAUUCAACAAAUCCUUCUGUGGUGGGAAUUAAUGAAAAAUAUUCUUGAUGUUAAGGGAAUCUAUUUAUCCCCAAACUUGAUUUAUAUGAUCACAAUUUUAAUUCAUAAAUUGCAGAUUUGGGCUAUUAAUGUAUGAUCCAAUAACUAUUUUGACAAAGGAUUUAAUUUGCUAUUUUUGGGAGUUUGUCAACUCAUUUGUCUGAAUUUUCACAAAUAGCAUUAUGUCACUAGCCUACCUGAUGAUGGCUAUUGCCCCUACAACUCUAUAGAGUUGGUGAAUUUGGGGGAAAUAUUGUUAGCAAAAUGCAUGUAGUAAAUACACCUUACCAUGAACAUUACAUUCACGGAAUUAGAUUUAGCAUGCUCAGUUGCCAGGUCCCAUUAUCUGUAAUCUCUCUUUACACAGAAUACCUUAGAACCAUAGUUCCCUCAAUGUAAAUUGCUCUUAAAACAUAUUUGCAGUUUUACAUUUAGUGACACCUCUAGAGUUAAAGUUCUGCUUUUGCCGGUAACCACAGGAGUGGAGACUAACCUUAAAUGCCAGUCAGUGAUGACUGCAACGCAGUUGAGUAAAGUGGCCUUCUUGUUGUUUAGCUGUCGCAGGCGUAAGAUUGUUAGGGCACCUUAGAAUGUCCCAUCUCUUCUAGGUUGUCAAUAGGUACUAUUAUCACAUAACUAACUUUUCGGGCACUGGAAUAUACCUAAUCUAAGAAUGAUUUUUGUCUUAUACUUGGCUUUAUACUUACUUAAAAUCAAGAAUCCCAUCUAAAACACAUAGGUACCUUGUCUGAAACUCCUGUACUUCCCCAAUGAGGUAGUAGGUGGAAAAACCUUUGACUAAGAUGUGGAGUUGGGGACAGUGAAGGAUCAUUUUUUAUGUAGACUUUAGCCUUUUGUAAAUAUUGUAACUGGUGAGUAUAAAGUAGAAAAUAAGUAUAAUGAAAACAUUUGUUUUACAAAUUGUUAACCUUUAAAAAUAUAAUUGCUGCUAAAAAUAGAAUGCUGUUACAGUUAAGGAAAAUCGGUGCCAUUUUGAAAAUGAGAUCUUGUGCCAUAAAUGCAGCUCAGCUAAAUAUAAACGUUAGUUCACAAAUUAACGCUGUCAAAGGAAUGAAUAAAGUAGAAAACCUUUUAACUAAUGACAUUUCAUUCUAAAUUAUGUAGUGUGAUCAAACAUGAUCAUCCAGAAUUUUUAUAUUUUUCUUUGUACAGAGGUGUUAUGUAUUCUGGGUGUUUUUUAAAAAGGAAACAUUUUAAAUCCCACAAAUUGACACUUUCUAUCUUCAGUGGACUAAGAUUUUUUUGUCAGUAAUCUCUGAAAUUUCUUUAAAUUACAUACUUAACACAGUACAGAAACUGGAUCAUUUUUGUAUAUAAGACUGCUUCCACCUGAAAUGCUGUCACAAGAACUGGGGGCGAGGGGUUAUCUUGUACAUGAUAUUCUUAGUGGUAAUAAUGCAUGAACGUAUUUUAUAAAAUCUUGGACUAUGUAUUUGACAUGUAAAAUAUGUACAGUAUUAAUGUCAACCAUCUCUUAAAAGUUAGCCUAUAAAUAUUGUUGUAUAAUUUUCUUUGGUCAGAAACAUUUGGACUGAAUAGUGCCACUUGGGUCAGGAUUUAAUUCAGUGCCAUUUAGCAAACCAACUGUCUUUAGUCUAUGCAACUAGCAAAAAUUUGUAUGAUGCAACAGAAUAGUUUCCACACUUUAAAUUUUCAUGUGAGUGGUUCUUCACUAUUCUUCUGGAACCCAGUCUAACAAAAUUAGAGAGACCCUUAGGAGAUUUCUGUUAAGAGAAAAAGCCGAUAUUAUCAGGCUAAAAAGUUGAACCUACUAAAGAUAACAAAUAGUGUCUACUAUCUCAACCCUCCAAAGUUUGCAGAGUGUUGGGACUGUCAUAUGUGAUUUUUUUUUUUGUGGGGUAGUUGAAUAAAAUUGGGCAGCUAAAUUUUUCAGUUCCAUGUGUCUCCUAAAUAAAAAAGAAAAUAAGUAGUUAUUGUGAAUUGACUUGCAGACAAAGUAGAAACUGUCUUGCAUGUUUUUUUUUGUAAAGAGAUGACAUUUCCCAACCAGGCAGAUGCCAUCCAAUGUUGUCGUUCACACCGUUGUAUAAAGCAGCAGAACCUAAAGGGGGAAAUGAUUGUUGUACACACUGAAUUGCUUUGCAUGGUCUCAUUCGAGAUAAUUGGUGUAAGAAUCUUGACUUUUUUUAUAUUUGGAAAUAUCAAAUAAAAAUUGAAAUAAAUGA
This is a messenger RNA of Lemur catta (Ring-tailed lemur), 3551 nucleotides long. RefSeq names its product nudix hydrolase 4 (gene NUDT4). The transcript has 5 exons. The record is from RefSeq and is a predicted model, not a curated record. Gene Ontology annotation, molecular function: endopolyphosphatase activity; diphosphoinositol-polyphosphate diphosphatase activity; bis(5'-adenosyl)-hexaphosphatase activity. Gene Ontology annotation, cellular component: cytoplasm; nucleus. Gene Ontology annotation, biological process: adenosine 5'-(hexahydrogen pentaphosphate) catabolic process; diphosphoinositol polyphosphate metabolic process; diadenosine pentaphosphate catabolic process. The coding region runs from base 387 to 932 and encodes 181 amino acids. Lineage: Eukaryota; Metazoa; Chordata; Mammalia; Primates; Lemuridae.